GAGCAAGGAAAGUGUUGUUGAAUACAGGCUUCUCUCUCUCUCUCUCUCUCUCUCUACCGGCCGGCUGGUGAGCGAGUGGCGGCGGGAUGUCAACAAACCUCAGCCACUUCACGACCCACGACUUUCACUGCACCAAGAAGCGACCUGGGACAACUUAGCUUAAUGCUUCACCAGGUUCACCUACACCACCUUCCCUGAUGCUUUGAACAUGUGGAAGACAAGACAUCAAAAUUGUGAGGUGCUGGUCGUCAUCUUCUGCUUGAGUGAACUUCUGACGGUGGGACUCUUGCUCUUCAGUCAUGGCUUUCUCCUCACCAGACAAGUUAUUCCCUCAAACUCCACCUGUGAUGACUUCAGAGAUGCAGAGGCAGAUCACAAGGGAGAGACAGGCAGUGCACCACACACAAGGGAGGGCUGCUGGAUGACCCCACCAUUCAAAAAGGCUAUAAUUGUGAUAAUUGACGCUUUAAGGUAUGACUUUGCACACUACAAUGCCUCCCUCAAGGAUGAAGACGCUUUGCCUUACCAGAACAAGAUGCCGGUGUUUGGGGAGAUGGUGAAGCAAUAUCCGCGUCAGGCCCAGCUCAGCCCCUUCAUGGCAGACCCCCCAACCACCACCAUGCAGCGCCUCAAGGGACUCACCACAGGAAGCCUACCCACCUUCAUUGAUGCCAGCCAUAACUUUGCCAGUGAGGAGAUAGAGGAGGACAACAUUGUGGACCAACUGGUGAGGCAUGGCCGGCAUGUCACUGUCCUUGGCGACGACACAUGGGGUGGACUCUUCCCUGGACGGUUCAACCGUUCUCAUCUGUACUCAUCCUUCAACGUGAUGGACCUGCACACUGUGGACCGUGGGGUGCUGAGUCACCUGGGGGAAGAGAUGGGCCGAGAUGACUGGGAGGUGAUUGUUGCACACUUCCUUGGGGUGGACCACUGUGGACACCGGUACGGCCCCAACCAUCCCCAGAUGGCCGCCAAGCUCACCCAGAUGAACAAAGCUGUCUCGCAAAUCAUUGCUGGCAUGGACAACAACACCCUUCUGUUGGUGCUUGGGGACCACGGCAUGACCCAGACAGGGGACCAUGGUGGUGACUCCAGGGAAGAGGUGGAGGCUGCCCUCUUUGUGUACAGCCCUGCCCUCCACCUGCCAUUCCCACCAGUCCACACCCUGCCCGUGGCACAGGUUGAUUUGGUGCCCACACUGGCCCUGUGCCUUGGCGUGCCUGUGCCUUUCUCCAGCCUGGGUAAGGUGAUGGAGAGUGCGCUGGUGACAGCAGGAAUGAGUGCUGAGGAGGCAGAGAAGCAGAGGCACCGUGGGCUACACCUCAAUGUGCAGCAGGUGAAGAGGUACCUCACAGCCUACAGGGAGCUGGGGAACACCUACCCUCAGGACCUGUGGCACAGCCUGGAACUCCUGGAGGGGAAGGCGCAGGAGAAGUCAUCGGUUGGUGGUGAGAGGACGGCCUUCUCAGAGUACUUGAGUCUGGCCAAGGUGAUGUGUGAGGAGAUCUGGGCACGCUUUGAUGUCCAGCAGAUGCUGAGUGGCCUGUGCUUGAUGCUCAGUGCGCUGGUCAUGGCUGCACUGUUCAUCCACUCCACUACACUAACAAACAUCAAAACUCACAUGGUCAAAAGAAUGCUGAUACUCACUGUUGUUGUUAACUUGUUGCUUGCAUUGUCUCAGUGGUUUGGUUUUGUUAUUUUAACCUAUGCUGCAAGUGUUUUGUUAUUAUCAUGGGUGUAUGCACACAGGCAGGAUCUGACAGUGUUACAGUUAAAAUUUAAGACAGUAGAUUGCAUUUCCUUGUUACUUGUUGGUUUCUUAUUGUUAGGAAGUUUCUCAAACAGUUUUGUAGUGGUGGAGAAUUAUGUUGUUGGUUUUGUUUUGGUGUCAUGCAUGACUUUGUACUUGUUGUUGUUGAUGUUUGAGAUUGUGGGUAAGAAGAGCUGCAGUGGGAAGGGGGUGAAGGUGUUUGGCAGUGUGUUCAGUGUGGCGUGUGGUGGCGGGUGGGCAGCGGCAGUGGUGUGUGUACGGUGCAGUGGUUGGUUCUGGCGAUGCCGCGAGGAGCAGCAUUGGUGCAUCCCAGGCCAGGCACAGGUGCCACUCUCUGGCCUGCCUCAGCAUUUGCACAACUGGCGUUACUUCACUAGCGUGCUGCUGCUGGCGGUGGCUGUGUGGCUGCCCCGACGCUGGUUGCUGCUGUGCGGCAACCUCAAUGGUGGCAGGGCAAGCGUGCUGCUGGCCAGGAUAGUGCCCGUGGUGUGCGGCGUGCUGGUGGCCGUGUGGUGGGCCAUCCAGGCUGUCAUAUCUGCCCACAACUUGGACAUCUGGGGCCACGUCAUUCCCCCACGGGUGAUAUAUGCUGCCACUGUGGUCCACAUGGCCAUGCUGGCCUGUAUGCCUCUCCUCAUAUAAGUGCCUUCCACCACCGGCAGGAAGAGCCGGCCGCCGGUGUCUGACAACCCCAACACCUUGAUACCUCACCUGUGCCACACUCUUAUGGAACAGUACAGGAGGCAGGACAGCAAGGGUCCUGCCAUCCCUGUGGUGUAUGGCUUGGCCACUGCCUUGUCAGCCCCCACAGUGGCAGUGCUAAUGGUGGUGGUGGUGGUGGUGGUGCUGGUGGCUGGGGAUGGGCUGAGUGGGGCAAUUCUGCUGCUGCUGCUGCUGGCUGCUGCUUCACUCCUGCUGCAAGCACUGUGGAAGUUGAAAACGUGCCAUAACUUCAAGGAGUUGGUGCGGCCUGGGUGGGCGGCGGCGUGCCUGUGGUUCACUCUCAGCCUUCAUGGCUUCUACUCAACGGGCCACCAGCCAACCUUCCCAGCCCUCCACUGGUCCGCUGCCUUUGUGGGGUUGGAGGGGGCACACAGUGUGGGGAACUGGGCCCCGGCUCUCCUGGUGGGCCUCAACACCUACUCCUCCCACCUCCUGCUUGGCCUGGCUCUGCCACUGGUGGUGAUGGCUCCUCUUGCUAUCAGUGUUGUCUUUCCCAGUCUUCGAGGCAGCCGUCUGGAAGGCGACGAGAUAGGCCGGGGAGAAUUCCUGUUGGUGGAGGAGCCUGAUGUGCUGAGGGAGUCCCUAAUGUCCACUGGCCUUUGCUACAUCUUUCUUCAUGCAGCCAAGGUGUUCUGCACAUCAGUGGCGGCGUUUGUUCUGCGCAGACACCUCAUGCUGUGGAAGAUAUUUGCGCCUCAUUUUAUCUUUGAGGCGGUGGGCUUCAUUGUGACCCUGCUUAGUGUGCUGGCAGGCCUGGGCUUCACUCUCAGGGUGCAGGCGGUGCUGGCUUUCUGGAGUGAGCGACUGGUAAAGGCUACCUAGUGGGAAGCAACAGGACAUGCAAGGUGAAGGAGGGUCUUGGUGUGGCCUGGUGUGUAGUGGUGCAAGAUUUCAUGUCUGGCAAGGAUAGAUCAGAAAAAUACUGGUGAUUUGUGAAGGAAUGGUAGAGUAAUUGAAGCCACACUGUAUUAGAAAGACAAAAAAUUAACCUUCUAAACUCAAAACAUCAAAAUUUGUAGAUUAUAAGAGCUGUUAUGUCCCCAAUAUUUCAUGUCUGGUAAGGAUAGCAAGAAAACACAUGAUUGGUGAAGAAAUGGUAGAAUAAUUGAGGUCACAUUGUAGUAGUAGGACAAAAAUGAGAAUUCUCAACUCAAAACGCAUCAAAAUUUAGGGAUAAGAGUAGUUAUGUCCUCAAGAUUUCAUGUCUGGCAGGGAUAGAUAAGAAAAACACUUGUCGGUAAACCCACAAUUAUAGACAAAGUCUAUAACUGUGGGUUUACUGACAAGUUUAUAUUCACGAUAGUGUGAUAUUCCAUCCCUAAAACACUUGUGAUUUGUGAAGGAAUCGUUGAGUAAUUGAGGUGACAUUAUACGAGUAGUACUAGGACAAACAAAAAUGAGCAUUCUCGACUCAAAAAACACAUCAAAAUUUGUGUAUAAGAGCAGAUAUGUCCCCAAGAUUUCAUGUCUGGCAGGGAUAGAUAAGAACACUGGUAGUUUGUGUAGGAAUGAUAGAGUAACUGAAGCCAUGUAGUAUUAGUAGUAUCAGUAGGACAAAAAAUUAGCAUCAACUCAAAACACAUCAAAAUUUGUGUAAUAUAAAACUAGUAAUGUCCCUCAUGAAGUGAAAGACCUUACCAAAAAUUUGCCUUGAUUUUUAAAGCGUGUGAUUAUUUUUUUAUCUACUUUUUAUUAUGUGUGUAUCUGGAAAGAGUGACAGUUUUAUACUUUUACAAUUUGCCACAUAAGUCGGCCUAGCUAGUCACUUAUUUCAUGGAGUGCUAAAUGAGAAGGUGCCACUCAAUCAGAUGUAUUAGUUGGAGGUUGUAAAUAACGUCUGUCAAUUAGUAGCAGUGGUUGGAGGUUGUAAAUAGUGCCAUGUGCUGCUAAGGUUAUAAUUGUGUAAAUAGUUGUUAAUAAACUUGAAGGGAU
Molecule: messenger RNA, 4429 nt
Organism: Portunus trituberculatus (swimming crab)
Lineage: Eukaryota; Metazoa; Arthropoda; Malacostraca; Decapoda; Portunidae
Gene: PIG-O
Product: GPI ethanolamine phosphate transferase 3-like
Biological process (GO): GPI anchor biosynthetic process
Cellular component (GO): endoplasmic reticulum membrane
Molecular function (GO): mannose-ethanolamine phosphotransferase activity
Source: RefSeq, a predicted model, not a curated record